UAAGGGUCUGUGGAGCAAAAUACAAGAAGGCUGCUGGAAUCACAGACAAGAAGUCCUGCUCGCAGAACCCUCGCUUGAUGCUCAGCUGGACAGGUUAUCUAUCUAUGAAAAGUAAACUGAAAGAUAACAGCUGCAUGUGAGUAUGUGGAAACAAGCUGAACUGUCAGACUAACCUGAUGGCAAACGAGAUGAUCACUCCUCUUUUUUUGUUUUUCUUAACAUUUGGAAUUCAUUCGCAAGUGCAAGCUUGUGGCGGUGAAUACACUGCACUCACUGGUCUCAUACUGUCUCCAUUGUACCCGAGUCAGUACCCGCCUGACCAGGAUUGUGUUUACAUCAUCAGAGCACCAACAGGAUAUCGGAUCAGCUUGUACUUUGUCACCUUUGAGCUUGUUGGUGAUAGGGGUAACUGCCAGGACUAUAUACAGAUUAGAGAUGGUGAUUCAUGGACGUCACCAUUCUUGACUAUCUACUGCAACACGUCAGCGUACCCAAGAAGAUCCACAUCAAACACAAUGUGGGUCAGAUUCUAUUCUGACGGGACUCAGUCCGCAGGUGGCUUCCAUGCGAGCUACACUGCAGCCAUAAUUCCCUUAAAGUUUCUCCUUAUUACCGAAUCUUUGCUAUCGGGGUGGCGGGGUAUUCGCAACAUAGACAUCGACACGAAUACCCUUUAUGACAUUCCUGUCGAGGGACUACAAGACCCAGCUGCUGUUGACUACGACCCAAUGACUGGUCGUGUCUACUGGACAGACAAUGGGGAGCAGACCAUCCGAGCAUCGAACCUUAACGGCAGUGAUGCUCGGCUUGUUCACUAUUUAGGAUUGGCCUCUGUGCCAGACGGUCUGUGUGUAGACGCACUGUCCAGGCUCAUCUUCUACACAGACGCAGGCAAUAAAGUCAUCGGCAUGAUCACCAUGUACAGCAACACUCAUCGAAUAGUCAUCAACUCCUCCCUUGACAUGCCGAAAGACAUCGAGCUUGACAAACACAAUGGGGUAAUGUACUGGAGUGACCGUGGCGCCACACCUACCAUAGAGCGAGCCAACUAUGACGGUACAGGACGUCAGACUCUGGUCUCAGGGGGCGAGUAUCUCAACCAACCCAAUGCCAUCGCUCUCGACACAGUCGAAGGCAGACUGUACUGGGCAGAUGGUGGAACACAGAAGGUAGGCUGGGUGAACCUGGAAGGGAAGAAGACUUCGUUGAUUCAACAACAACCAGGAUUAGUCUAUCACGGCAUGGACCUCUAUCUCAAUGACUUCUUUGUGACGGACUGGAGCUUUCUCAAUCUCAAUCAGACGAUAAAAACACACGUAUUUCGCUAUGGCAAGGAUGGCAGUAAUAGAAGAAGCAUUUUCUACCAACCCUCGAAAUUAAAUGAUAUCCGCGUCUACGCUGAGGAAAUUGAAGAUAAAGGGCCAAACGGAUGUGGAAGCAACAACGGUGGUUGUAGUUACAUCUGUGUACCCACACCUGGCAACAGAAGUAAAUGUCUCACUGAGGACGGAGGAUCUACUAAAAGUGAAAGUCCAACUACUGGCAGCACAACUAAAGCAAGUGAUCUGGUCACACCGAGUUCUACACGUGAUUCCAACAUACCAGCAGAAGCAGAGUCUGUGAGCACUAACACCAAGAUCAUCAUUGCUGUCUGUGCUGUGGCCGCUGUCGUGGGGAUUGCUGUAAUCAUCGCGGUCGUAGUUUUCUGGAAACUAAGACGUCAAAACAAUCGCAAAGAACAUGGGGAUUCCACGCAGAAAAACAACACAAAUGGAAAGCCACCGGAGUCACCGACAUCAACAGGAUAUAAUAUUACAGUCGAUAAUAAUGUAUACAAUGACCUUAGCCCUCAGUCCAGUCAUAGAGAGGUCAUGGUUAAUGAUGCAGGAGGGAUGUUCUUGUCUGGACAUGACUAUACCAAACACCGGAGGAAAUGCGACAAAAGAGAUCGUGGGCGGUGGGAUUCGUCAGCCACACACUCACACCUUGUGAAAACAGAGACAGCAGUAGUUUUACCAGCGGCCUCCUGGUCCAGUCCGACUGUUUCUGGGUGAUGUUGCUGUACCGACCGGCGAUUGAGAAUGUCAGUGCAGUCCACUCUCCAUCCUUGCCCUUUAACACUGGACCACAGUGUCCCUCCUAAAAGUUUUUAUUUUUUACUACAAUACGAUGCUAGAAGAAGAGGUAAAACAGCGUCAUUGAAUUGUGUUUCUCAUAUUAUUUUAACCCCUUUGCGACUGACGGACUUCAAGUGUAUGUGGAAUAUCUAGGAGAAUGAAGGAGAACGUCAGCGGGGAAACGGCUAACCGUGAGACAAAGUGUUUGGUGAACCCGAUUCAGCGGUGGAUUUUCGGCGAAAACGAGAUAUAAAAUUUACUAAGGCUCAGAAUAGUUAAGGAAGAAGACAUGCCUGAGUCACAUGUAAAUCUCUGGAGUUAAGAUUAAGUUGUAGACCAGUGUAGUGUCCAUCGACGAGGUACUGACCCCUUGUGGAUUAACCUGGCCUAGACGUGAUAUGAUUUCUUUUUCUGUUAUUUCUUAUUGAAUUGUAAUAGAAAUCACGUAGGUUUAAAAGUUGUAAACAUGAACAUAUGAGAGAAAGAUGUAUGGAUUUGGAGAAUAUGGUUAAGAAAAGUAGCAUUGUGUAACCUCGAGUUACAGGUUUUCAUUUUAUGUGCCGAAUGAACGGACAAUUCCUUGAUCGUCUUCGAUCCAGCACCCAGAAGCACGUGGGCUAGGAGCACCGUUAGCGCGUGACGUCACUGUGGUGUACCUCCCAUGUGACCCCGGAGUGUAUUUAUGUUAUGUGGAUUCUAGUUGGAUGGAGAUGUGGAUGGCGACAACCCGAAAAUAGUGGGACGACGAACUUAGUACACAAUAAUUGCUAGAGCGGUUAUAAGACAGGUAAUGGAACCGGAACAUUAGAAUUGGAACCUUAUUGCUAAACAGUACAAAAGAGUGCUAAGAUUGUAUAAUCUUCAUACUUUGAUAUCAAGAUUUGACUAUGCUGAGAUUGAUUGUGGGUAGUGACCCGGAUGUUGACAUUGCAUGUAUCGUUAAAAUUUUCGUCGCCAAUAGAGCGCUGUGUUGAGGCGAAUAGUUACAAAUAAGUAUUUUUGUCGUACUUCGUACUUUGACCUUUCGGACAGCUUAUUGGUUGAGCAUUCCACCAAGUCAGCUCAAGACUGGACGUUACCAACAGACAUUUUCUCUAAGCACACAGUGCAGAAAACAACCACAGCGGCCAUCAUUAUUCCUCAUCAGAGAAAUGUUUAACAGUAAAGUAUUUGGCCACCGAGUUUGCUGGUUCUACCAAUAGAUAAUGGUCUACAAACGAGGAAGAAAGAAAGAAAGAUUGAAAGAAAGAAAGAAAGAAUGGAAGAAAGAAAGAAAAAAA
Messenger RNA from Pomacea canaliculata, 3397 nucleotides. Its product is annotated as low-density lipoprotein receptor-related protein 4-like. Lineage: Eukaryota; Metazoa; Mollusca; Gastropoda; Architaenioglossa; Ampullariidae. The record is from RefSeq and is a predicted model, not a curated record. The transcript has 15 exons. Bases 177 to 2054 code for a protein of 625 amino acids.